Molecule: messenger RNA, 453 nt
Organism: Mesorhabditis spiculigera
Lineage: Eukaryota; Metazoa; Nematoda; Chromadorea; Rhabditida; Rhabditidae
Source: the annotation of a GenBank genome assembly
AUGUAUGAGGCAAUGGCUGGAAACCCGAACGACAUGCCGCCGGCGGCCCCUCCGCCGCCGCUGGGCACUACUGGGGCCGGGCCAGUCGGACCCGCUCCCAUGGCCCCGACCCUCAGCAAGACGCGCCUCGACGUCACCCAAGUCGACCAAGUCGAUGAGACGAAGAAGCCGUUGGCUGGCCCGGGGGUGAACGUGGAUCGCUCAGCAAUCACGGUUCCGCUGCGCAAUUGGAACGGGGUUAGAAUGCCUGAGCCGGAUGCGCCCAUUGGGGGCCCCGCUAUCACAGCCCCGAUGAGCGAUGCGACCAAGAAGUCUGACAACGAAUCUUCCGGAUGGAGCAAGCGAGACCAGCGCGUCUUCCGCAUCAGCAAAUGGACGCUGUUCGUCGCCCUCGCCGUCAUUAUGGUCGCCAUCUUUUCCGUCGUGGGCGUGUGGGCUUCGGGAGUGGAGUUC